This is a messenger RNA of Cladocopium goreaui, 1616 nucleotides long. NCBI's taxonomy places the organism in Eukaryota, Dinophyceae, Suessiales, Symbiodiniaceae. The record is from the annotation of a GenBank genome assembly.
UCGCCUUUGCAUCAGCCUAGCUAUUCAGCCGACAUGGCGGCGGAUGGGGCAACCGCACUGGCCAACGCAAAGGCGCUUCUGGCAGAGGGCAAAUUUGAUGAAGCUCUGGGCAAUGCCGAGACCGCCAUCGCGGCGUUCGAGAAAGCGGGGAAUAGACCGAUGCAAAGCGAGGCAAUGAGUGCAAAGAUCGACGUUUACCUGCAGCAACAGAAGCGACCCGAAGCACGGGCAACAGCUCUCGAGGCCGUUGGGUUGUUCAAGGCCAUGAAUGAUCCGAAAUCGGAGGCCAAAGCGCAACUGUUGGUGGCACAGGUUUGCACGCAGACCCAACGCUACAAAGAGGCCACCUCAGCAGGCCGGGAGGCCUUACGCUUAGCACGCUUAGCAGGCGACAAGGUUCAGCAGGCUGCCGCGUGGCGAGUCUUGGCUGUGGCCGGUGAACAGGUUGACUUAGACAAGGCCAUCGUGUCGUGGCAAGAGCUUUGCAAAUUGGCCAAAGAGCUUUCAGCUUCCGAAGAGGCAGCAGCACUCUUCGGCCUAUCCAAAGCGCACCUGACACGUCUAAGCCGAAAGCUCAGCAGCUGUGCCAUCGCCUGCAAGGAUGAUACCAUCGAAGUGCUGCGAGCCGCGAAGGAAGCUCAUCGUCUCUACAAGCAAGAGAGCGACAGCAUGGGGCAGAUCAACACGCUGCAGCUCGUGGCGAAAGUGUUGCUCUUCAACGGGGUGCACCCAGAUGUGGUCGAGGCCAGCAACGAUCCGGAAGAGAUCUUCGCCGCAGUGAUGAGUGGUGCCUACAGCAACCCUAAGAACGCGUUGCCCCCGAAAGCUGCAACGAAGCCAUUGAAGCUUGAGGAGGUGGUGCCAGAUAGCAAGCAGUUGGACAAGAACAAGUUUGCCUGGAGGAACCCCGUGGCGGGUUUUUGCUACACCGUGGUGUGGCAGCCAACCAAAGACCGGGGAGUUGGCAACAACAAGCCUCGGGGGCAGUACGACAUGCUGAUGCUGCGCUCUGGUUACAAGCAUCAUGCGGUGCCAACCUCUGUGGGGCUUCGUUCCAACGACGCCUCCGAGAGGAAUGAGCACAUGAUGGUCUUCAUGACGACCCAAGACCACGGCUUGAACUACUCCAGCAGCAUGAUGAACGUCCAGCACACCAUCGGAGGUGUGGCCACCGCCAAUCUACGAAAGCUGGUCUUCGUGCAGUUUGGGGAGUCCUUCUUCGACUGGACAGACACGAGUGCACGCAGCGUGGAGAUGCACUCGGUGACCUUGGGCCUGCUGAGGUCAGCCCGAAUCGAAGCGCCGUUUUUGACCAUAGGUUUCGUGGGAGGUGAUCUGGCCUCAUGGGUUCAGGACCCUCAGCCAUUGAUCGAGAGCAUCUUCGACACCAUCGAGUCGGACGAAUGCGAGGUGAUCUACAAGAAUGGUGAGGGAUUCGCUCCUUCCAUGGUGCACAAGCCCUUGGAGGACACCGUGCAAGCCGUGAAACCGGGCAAGACGCAGGGGCACUAUUUAAGGUGAGCGAAGGCCAGUGUCGAUGUCGUGACGCCCGUCCAGGCUUCUUCCAUGUUGCUGGUCGUGCUUUAUGGAUGGCUUGCGACAGCAUCAACAAAAAA